AUGGAGAAAUAUUUUAAAAGAAAAGCGGCAGAUCAAUUGUCACCUCCUCUAAGAACAGAUGCAUUAAAUCAUGGUACUGCAAAACGUCAAUGUGAGGAAAUCAAUCUAGCUGAUCUUCCUUCAGAUCCUGGGCUACGAACUCGAAUUUUGGAUUACAAUCCUACUGUCCAAGAUCAGGUACGCAGAGCUUAUUUGCAAAGAGGUCCUUGCCAACCUAAAAAACACAAUUUUCCUCAAACGAAUUUUAGUAACACAAUUCGAAGGUUCAACCCUGCUUGGUUUGAUGAAUAUGCUAGUUGGUUGGAGUAUAGUAUUGAAAAAGAUGCUGCAUAUUGUCUAUAUUGUUAUCUGUUCAAACCAAACAAUGGAGAACAAGCUGGUGGUGAUUCCUUUGUUAAAAAUUGGAAGAAAAAAGAAAAGCUAAAAAUUCAUGUUGGAGGCACUAAUAGUGCACACAACCAUGCUAGGCGAAUGUGUGAAGCUCUAUUAAAUCAGAGGCAACAUGUUGAGACAUUUUUUUUCAAACAAUCACAUCAAGAUCGAAGUGAUUAUCGUAUUCAGUUAAAUGCAUCAAUUGACUGUAUUCGAUAUCUUCUACGACAAGGGAUGGCAUUUCGUGGUCAUGAUGAAUCUGAUGAUUCAAAUAACAAAGGUAACUUUCUUGAACUUUUGCAUUGGUAUUCUAAUAGAAAUGAGGAAGUGAAGAAAGUUGUACUGAAAAAUGCUCCUGCAAAUCUUAAGUUAACAUCACCCGAUAUACAAAAGGAUAUUGUGAAUGCUGCUGCAAUUGAAACUUUAAAUAAAAUUAUUGGAGAUGUUGGUAACUCAUUAUUUUCAAUUCUUAUUGAUGAGUCUUGCGACAUAUCUGGAAAAGAACAGAUGGCCAUUGUAUUGCGAUAUGUAUGCAAGGGACAUGUAAUUGAGCGAUUUGUUGGUGUUGAGCAUGUUAAUGAUACUACUGCUUUGUCACUUAAGAAGGCAAUUGAUAAUUUCUUUUCGAGAAAUAAAUUGAGCAUAUCUAGGUUGCGUGGCCAAGGCUAUGAUGGUGCCAGUAAUAUGCGGGGAGAAUUCAAUGGUCUUAAAACUCAUAUUUUGAAGGAAAAUGAGUCUGCUUAUUACGUUCAUUGUUUUGCUCAUCAACUUCAAUUAGUUCUUGUGUCUGUUCCUAGGAGUAGUGUUAGGUUGUAA
Messenger RNA from Prunus avium (sweet cherry), 1188 nucleotides. The record is from RefSeq and is a predicted model, not a curated record. NCBI's taxonomy places the organism in Eukaryota, Viridiplantae, Streptophyta, Magnoliopsida, Rosales, Rosaceae.